AUGGGGGGUAUCAAGGGGCACUGCCAUUUCCCCAGCUCGCAGGCGCUUUGGGGCUCACCAGAAGAUGCCUCGCUGGUUUCUGUGUCCAUGUCCCAGCCCCCCGAUGCCCACAGCCACAGGGGCUUGGCACUGAUCCUCUCCCCUCCUUUGCCAGCAUUCCUCACAGCCAGUCUGAGCGUCCUGACAUCGGACGGGGGCCCUUUCGCCUCUGGUCCUGAGUGGGGCAGCCCCGUGGGGGCUCCCUGCCUGCUGGGGCCCCCGCCGGCUUGCGGCAGGUUCGGUGUCCCUGCUGGGGAGGGGGCCGCGGGGCUCGGGGACGGCAUCCAGCCGGCCAGGAAGAACCAGCACGUGUCCAAUGUGUCAGUGCAGCUGGAGAUGCGGAGCCUGUGGGAGGAAUUCAACAGCCUGGGCACCGAGAUGAUUGUCACCAAAGCGGGGAGGAGGAUGUUCCCCACCUUCCAGGUGAAGCUCUCAGGGCUGGACCCGCUGGCCGACUACGUGCUGCUCAUGGACUUCGUGCCCCUGGAUGACAAGCGAUAUAGAUACGCCUUCCACAGCUCCUCGUGGCUGGUGGCUGGCAGAGCGGAUCCGGCUGCGCCCGGCCGCGUCCACUUCCACCCCGACUCGCCCGCCAAGGGGGGCCAGUGGAUGAGGCAGAUCGUCUCCUUCGACAAGCUCAAACUCACCAACAACCUGCUGGACGACAAUGGCCACAUCAUCCUGAACUCCAUGCACCGGUACCAGCCCCGCUUCCACGUGGUGUACGUGGACCCGCGCCGGGACAGCGAGCGCUUCGCCCACGAGAACUUCAAAUCCUUCACCUUCGUGGAGACCCAGUUCAUGGCGGUGACGGCCUACCAGAACCACCGGAUCACACAGCUGAAAAUCGCCAGUAACCCCUUUGCCAAGGGGUUCCGGGACUGCGAGCCAGACGACUGGCCUGGGGCGCCAGGACCCCUACUGGGAACCUUGGCCGGCACUCGGGGGACGGGCCCCUCCUCCCAGCUGAAGGACAUGCAGGAGAAAGGGCUGCCGGGCCGGCGCCGUGUCAAGGGACAGCUCCCCGCCACCCUCCUGCGAGAGGCCGUCCAGCUCCACAACCCCCCGCUCGUGCCACUCGCGGGGGCCCGCGGUUUCCAGGACAGCUCGGCUCCACGGCACCCUCUCCCCACAGAGCUGGGGCCCCCCCUGUACAAGCCCCUCUCCUACCACAGCGUGUACGUCAGGGCCAAGCCACGGGUGGCACCUUACCCACUGCCCGCCAGCCUCCACCCCUUCAACAUCUACGGCGCCAGCCCCCCUGCCCUCAACUACGGGCAGCAGUGAUGGGUAGCCAGGCUGGCCCCCUGGCUGCUUGUGGGGGGGCCAGCCUGGCUGGGGCACACCCCCAGGGCGAGCCCCAGCCACAGAGUGACAGAGGCAGGCUCCAGCCUGAGAGUCUCCCUAGGAGCCCUCCUGGCUGCCUCGCUCACAGUAGCCCUGGCCAGGCUGGGCUCCCCCUAACCUAGCCAGCUGCUGGGGGCGAGGCUACAUGGCUCCCCUCCCCUCCCUCUUGGCUGCUGCAGGGCUGCCCCCCCAGGCCACGAGGCUCUCACUUUGGGCCAUGAGCUGCCACACAAAUCUCCCCAGCUUGUGGCCAUUAAACUUCCCUGCACGAGCCUUUGGCGUGGGGGGGAGCCCUGAGCACUGCCCCUGGGAACGGGAGCCACAGCUCAUGCCCGGGACACAGGGCAGUUCCCAGAGCACAUGGCUGGUCAGAUCCUGCCCCCCUCCCACCCAGGCAGGAGCUGCCUUCAGCACCUCCCUCCCUCCCAGCCAGAGCUGACCCCAGGGUGCAACGGAACCUUGGCCCCAGCUGGCCUGGCACAUGAGCCACACCCAGGGGUGCUGGACCAGUUUAGCAA
Molecule: messenger RNA, 1904 nt
Organism: Mauremys mutica (yellowpond turtle)
Lineage: Eukaryota; Metazoa; Chordata; Testudines; Geoemydidae
Gene: TBX10
Product: T-box transcription factor 10
Exons: 7
Coding region: 1-1326 (441 amino acids)
Biological process (GO): cell fate specification; regulation of transcription by RNA polymerase II; positive regulation of DNA-templated transcription
Cellular component (GO): nucleus
Molecular function (GO): DNA-binding transcription factor activity, RNA polymerase II-specific; RNA polymerase II cis-regulatory region sequence-specific DNA binding
Source: RefSeq, a predicted model, not a curated record